CUGCUGCGGCUGCUGGGGCAGCACGACGUGGUGGUGGUCAGCGGGGCCACCGGGUGCGGGAAGAGCACCCAGGUGCCGCAGUACAUCUUGGAGGACGCGAUUGCGGCGGGCGAGGGCGCCAAAUGCAACAUCGUAGUGACUCAGCCCCGCCGUAUCUCCGCCCUCGGCCUAGCCUCCCGUGUCGCCUCCGAGCGGGGGGAGGCGGUGGGCGGGGUGGUGGGUUACAGUGUACGACUGGAGCACCGUACCUCCGCAGCCACCCGCCUCACCUUCGUCACCACCGGAAUAUUGCUCAGGCGGCUGCUGUCAGACCCUGACUUACAAGACGCCACCCACAUCGUGUUAGAUGAGGUUCACGAACGCAGCAUUGAAAUCGACCUGCUACUGCUGCUCCUGAGAGACGUUCUC
Messenger RNA from Volvox carteri f. nagariensis, 408 nucleotides. RefSeq lists its product as uncharacterized. Gene Ontology annotation, cellular component: intracellular anatomical structure. The record is from RefSeq and is a predicted model, not a curated record. The transcript has 4 exons. NCBI's taxonomy places the organism in Eukaryota, Viridiplantae, Chlorophyta, Chlorophyceae, Chlamydomonadales, Volvocaceae. Gene Ontology annotation, molecular function: RNA binding; ATP binding. The annotation marks the transcript as partial.